UUGGACCAGAAGCAUAUUGCUUAGCAUAGCCAUGUCCCUCAAGCUUGUGUUACUGGUGAUUUUGCUGGUGACACAGGUAGCCAGUGAAGACACCAGUUUCAUCUAUAACGGGUUCCAAUCAUCUCAUUUGUAUGUUGAUGGUAUUGCUGAGUUAACCUCCAACGGCUUACUCAGACUUACCAAUGACACCAAGCAACAAAAGGGUCAUGCCUUUUAUCCAAGUCCUAUAGUUUUCAAGAACACCUUCAAUGGAAGUGUGUCUUCUUUCUCCACUACUUUUGUGUUUGCAAUAAGAACUGAGUAUCCCACUCUGAGUGGUCAUGGCAUUGUUUUUGUGGUUUCUCCAACAAAAGGGCUUCCAAAUUCUCUUCCAAGCGCGUACCUUGGCCUCUUUGACAAGUCUAACAAUGGCAACGACAGCAACCAUGUUUUUGGGGUGGAACUUGAUACCAUUCUGAACAGUGAGUUUGCUGAUAUCAACGACAACCAUGUUGGAAUUGAUAUCAAUGAUUUGAAGUCAGCUACAUCAGCUCCUGCAGGAUAUUACAGCGGUCGUGAGCUUAAGAAUUUGAGCCUUUUCAGUGGCUACCCGAUGCAAGUAUGGGUGGAAUAUGAUGGGGUAAAGAAGCAGAUUGAUGUUACUUUAGCUCCAAUCAACAUUGGUAAACCAGAACGCCCUUUGUUAUCAUUGACAAAAGAUCUUUCUCCAAUUCUGAACAAUAUCAUGUAUGUUGGAUUUUCAUCCUCUACUGGGUCAGUCCUAACUUCCCAUUAUGUUCUGGGUUGGAGCUUUAAGGUCAAUGGCCAGGCUCAACAACUUGCAAUCUCUGAACUCCCCAAGUUACCUAGACUUGGUGAUAAAAAAGAGUUUAAGUUUUUAACUGCUGGAUUGCCUUUGAUAUCAGUUGUUUUGGUUCUCAUGAUAACUCUAGCAGUGGUUUUUGUCAUCAAAAGGAAGAAGAAGUUUGCUGAGGUGCUUGAGGAUUGGGAACAGGAAUAUGGUCCUCAUAGAUUCAAGUUCAAAGAUCUUUACUUUGCCACAAAGGGGUUUAAGGAGAAGGAGCUAUUGGGAACUGGUGGAUUUGGUAGAGUCUACAAAGGGGUCAUGCCAAUUUCCAAAAUUGAAGUUGCAGUGAAGAAGGUGUCCCAUGAAUCCAGACAAGGGAUGAGGGAAUUUGUGUCAGAAAUUGUUAGCAUUGGUCGUCUUCGCCAUAGGAAUCUGGUUUCACUUCUGGGAUAUUGCAGGCGCAAAGGAGAGUUGCUUUUGGUCUAUGAAUACAUGCCAAAUGGAAGCCUAGACAAGUAUCUCUAUAACCAACCAACAGUGACCUUAACUUGGAGCCAAAGAUUUAGAAUCAUCAAAGGGGUUGCUUCAGGUCUGUUUUAUCUACAUGAAGAAUGGGAGCAAGUUGUGGUACACAGAGACAUAAAGGCAAGCAAUGUACUACUAGAUGCAGAAUUGAAUGGUAGAUUGGGGGACUUUGGUCUUGCAAGGUUAUAUGACCAUGGAACUGAUCCUCAAACCACCCAUGUUGUUGGAACUCUUGGGUAUCUAGCUCCAGAGCAUACUAGAACUGGCAAGGCCACUACAAGCUCUGAUGUGUUUGCAUUUGGUGCAUUUCUACUAGAGGUUGUCUGUGGAAAGAGGCCAAUAGAGCACAUAGGGGAACAUGAGACUAGAAUUCUGGUUGAUUGGGUGUAUGCUUGUGGGAAAAGAGGUGAGAUACUUGAGGCAAAGGAUGUAAAUUUGGGCAUAGAUUAUAGGUCUGAUGAGGUGGAGUUGGUGUUGAAACUUGGUUUGUUGUGUUCACAUUCAGAGCCUUUAGCUAGGCCUAGCAUGCGCCAAGUUGUACAGCACUUGGAGAUGGAUGAACCUUUGCCAGAUUUAUCUUUGCUUAGCUUAUCUUCCACUGGCUUAACUUUUGGAUACCAUGAAGAUUCUGAGGGCUUUGCACUGUCCUAUCCAUCUUCUAUGGAUAAGCCCUUCACCCAUAUUACCAAUACUAGUACUACUACUACUACUUCAAUUGCUGAAUCAUUUCUAUCUAGUGGUCGUUGAUUUCAAAAGCCACAUGAAAUGGUCAUGGUCUAUAUCUUAUGCUUAAUUGGUGUAUUUUGAUUUUGUAUUCUAUAUUAGUCAGAAAACCCGUUCAGUGCAUGGGUAAAAUAAUUUAGAUUUAAAAGUUUUAAAUAUGUUGUCAAUGUUUAACAACAAAAG
Messenger RNA from Gastrolobium bilobum, 2218 nucleotides. Its product is annotated as L-type lectin-domain containing receptor kinase IV.1-like. Lineage: Eukaryota; Viridiplantae; Streptophyta; Magnoliopsida; Fabales; Fabaceae. The record is from RefSeq and is a predicted model, not a curated record. Gene Ontology annotation, molecular function: protein kinase activity; carbohydrate binding; ATP binding. The transcript has a single exon. Gene Ontology annotation, biological process: protein phosphorylation. Bases 32 to 2059 code for a protein of 675 amino acids. Gene Ontology annotation, cellular component: plasma membrane.